UGGAUCCCAAAGGAGCAAGAGGUACCAGGAAGCACCGCUGAUCUGCACAGACCCCCUGUGCCUGCUGCUGCCCCACAGUGAACAGCCAGGGACCACAUCCCACUGCCUGCCCAGUGUCCAUCCAUGGAGGUGAUCCCUGUGUCCCCGUCUCCUGCCUCAUCCACUGAAGGGGACAAUCUCUGUGAGACAGAUGUCACCAACGUGGCCAUACACAGUGUGACACUGCUCAUCUGCCUCUGUGGGCUGGCUGGGAACGGGACUGUCCUCUGCCUCUACAGCCUGCAAAGCCGUACCUAUGCCAUCUUUCACCUGGCUGUUGCCGACUUCCUCUUCCUUCUCUUCACGGUCCCCUCUGCCCUCCUCCUCCUGGUGGAGGACCUGUCCUGCUCUCCUAUAUUGCCCUUGAUGUACCUGAGCUUCAUUUUUCAGCUGUCAAUGGUCUCCUACUACUGGGGGUUGUUCAGGCUGAUGGCCAGCAGCUUUGACAGGGAUAUGAACAAGCUCUGGACACUCUGCUGCCGUGGCAACUUUCCCGAGCGCCUGUUGUUGGUGGUGGACAUGGUCCAAUCCUGGGUCUUCUUUGUUCUUUUCACUGUCAUUCCCAUGCUGACAUUCCUAUGCCCAUCCCAUGAGCAGGGGCAGUGCCGGGCAGCUCUCAUCUCUGUGUAUGCCAUCAUCCUGCUCCUUUUUGUUGCCCCCGUGGUCAUUACCCGCACAAACGACAUCACCAAGGCCAAAAGGGGCUCCAGGAAGCAGCAAUUCAAGUGGCGACACAUCAUUGUCUUCAUCAUUGUGCUCCUCACUCUCCUCCUCAUCUUCUGCAAUAUCCUGCAGCAACUCGGAUAUCUCCAUGUGUCCUUUGAGGUUUUUUUCCUGCUCACCUGCAUCCACAGCAGCAUCAAACCCUUCAUCUACUUCUUGGCAGGGAGGUGCUGGAGUCCCUGCUCCAUGGACUCCCUCCGGCUCUCCCUCCACAGGGUUUUUGUGGAGAAGGAAGAAAACACUGCCAGCAGAGAUGAUGACAAUACAGACACAGUGAUCUGAGCCUUUUGAUCCCUUCCACUGCUCUGCUGAAGGACCUCGGCACAGCUUUCCUUGAGUCACCUGAUGAAUAAAUAUCCACAGCAUCACCCUCCCUGUGCUGGUGCACUCCUGCAGGAGAAGGGAGCAGGGGCAUUGCCAGGGGCAAUGUGGGAGGGAUGCUUUGCCAUGGAGCACAUUGGAGCAUGGCUUUCCUCCUCCCUGCCCUGCCCACAUGGCUCCAGGCAGUGCAGCUGGGCUCAGUGCUGUUCCCCAGCUCUAUUCCCAUGGAAUGACCCUCAUUGCCUGCGCCCCAGGGAACGAACUCCAUCUCAUUUGGCUGCCCAGAUGAGUUUCUUGGUGUUUUGAGGAUCUCUUGCCUGCACACAUUAAGCCUGGGGACACACCCAGCACACGGUGCUGAUUUUCCCAAUCCCUUUGGGGCUGGUGACUCUGGAUGGCAGGAGCAGUGUUGGGAUCACCUCGAGCCUCCUUUCCCUUCUGUCCAGCAGAGCCAGCCCUGCAUUCCCAGCUGAUGGGAAGAGACACCCGGUAGGGCUGCAGAGCUGGGCAGGGACAGCAAUAUUCCCGUGUACUUUCAGUGGGAAUUUGUCACAUUCUAUAAUUCCAGAAUUAAAUUGUUCUUUUUAAAUAGCAGAGUCAAAGCACCCUUGUCCUGAGACCAAAAAGCACUUUCAAUAUGGAAAUUCACAUCACCAGACUUGGACCAUUUAAUUGCACGGAAAUUGGGGGUUUAUGCUGUUGUUCUGCAGAAUGGGGCCAUCCUCUCGUGUCCAUGGAAGCCUUUGACCACCUCCAUUCUGAACCUGGCCACCCUCAGGAGGAGUUGCUGCUACCCCUACAGCAGCAUUUGGUUUAUAUCUUUUUUGUUUGUUUGUUUC
This is a messenger RNA of Catharus ustulatus (Swainson's thrush), 1922 nucleotides long. RefSeq names its product mas-related G-protein coupled receptor member F-like. Gene Ontology annotation, cellular component: membrane. Gene Ontology annotation, biological process: G protein-coupled receptor signaling pathway. Gene Ontology annotation, molecular function: G protein-coupled receptor activity. Bases 124 to 1044 code for a protein of 306 amino acids. Lineage: Eukaryota; Metazoa; Chordata; Aves; Passeriformes; Turdidae. The record is from RefSeq and is a predicted model, not a curated record. The transcript has 2 exons.